Molecule: messenger RNA, 1485 nt
Organism: Amoebophrya sp. A120
Lineage: Eukaryota; Dinophyceae; Syndiniales; Amoebophryaceae
Source: the annotation of a GenBank genome assembly
CUCGAAGUGUAGUCAGAGUUCGUUCUCCGUAUUUUUUUUGAACCUUGUUGUCGUUCGAUCAUUGGCUUGUCUCUUCUGCUGACGUAUGCACAAAAUUCCGUGAUGAAAAUUUACGUCUUCAUUUUACACCAUCAGCCAUCAGCGAGAUAGAAUGUUUCCCGAUGCUUGGGGUGGUACACUGCUACCCGGCGGCGUGUUGUCCUCCAACGAUGGUUCUGAGGAAACUUUUUACGAGCUCCAGCUAAUCUCGGCGAAAAAUUUUCUGGACAGCGACGUAAAGCCACCUGCGUUUUUUGUCGACCCAAAUCCGAAGUGGAAAUGGGACGACAGGGGGCGCGAAGAUGUUGCUGGUAGUACAGUGGGAGAAGGAGGGGAUGAUGUCCUGCAGUACGUCUAUCUUCUCGAAGAAAGGGAGGAAAACCAGAACCAGUUUACGGAGUCAACAUCAUCGCACCAGACCAAAGAUACAAAUAAACCAGAAACAAUCUACAUCCCAGUUGGGAAAAAAACCUCGGAUGUUUGUUUCGCACUACCUUCGACGUUCCCUGCGGCUGGUGCAGGGGCGGGCCGCUUUGUCGUAUCCGACCAAAACAAACACGAUGGUAAUAUCAAACAAACACUCGAAAUGUCCUUCUCCGAAACUGUCACACCAACAACGGGCACGAGUCGGAGCGUCACAAUCCCGCUUUCCGAGCUCGACACCGUUGUUUCCUUCUACGACGAAGCCUCUCCCGGGUUCUGUUGCUGGGUAGCGCCGAAGAUCAAGUGUUACCACUCCUUAGAGGAAACGAGUGGGGCGGUUCGGGAGGAAAUUGUGGUGCGGGAAACGGGGACAAACAUUUACGAUGCGAUCGAACUCGCGCGGGAAAACCCGGAGGAGCAGCCGCGGGUGAUGAUCUCGCUAAAAACGGUGCGUCGCGGACGGCAAGAGGUCCGGCGGAUGAGAAGGACUGCGGAAGCCGUGGAGAUGGGCAUCGCUGGUGAGGGGAGUAGGAACACGACCAGGGUAAAUUGUGUUCCGGAAAGGGGUCGUGUUCUCGGGAAGUCUUCAGCAGGGAUGAAGUACGACGAGAAGUCCUGCUCUAGUACUGAAGAACAAAGCGGUGAUAAUGUUCUUGAUCCAGUGGCGGUGCCUCGCACGGAGCACCAGCAGAAGGCCUUGAUGGUGUACUACCCGGAAGGAACUGCAUCUUCUUCAAAGAACCCAGAUGCCGAUCUUGAUUCCGAGGAGCCGGACCAGCUUUCGCUCUCCGCCCUGCGCCGUAUGAUGGAGGGGGAUUUAUUCCCUGCGCGACCGGACGAGGAAGCCUCCUCCUCGCCGCAAGAAUUCGUUGCUCGGCCGUCCGCCGCAGAGCGCGUCACCUUUGUCACGGGGGACGAGAGGCUGGAAUACAGGGCGGAGCCGGAACUCUCGAUUUAUGAAAACGAAAGAACGACGAGAAUCAACAUGCCGGGCGGGGGGAGUGCGAGAACCGUAAAUACCGC